Pseudozyma hubeiensis SY62 is the source of this 1170-nucleotide messenger RNA. RefSeq lists its product as hypothetical. Gene Ontology annotation, biological process: nucleolar large rRNA transcription by RNA polymerase I; transcription initiation at RNA polymerase I promoter. Gene Ontology annotation, molecular function: RNA polymerase I cis-regulatory region sequence-specific DNA binding. The record is from RefSeq and is a predicted model, not a curated record. The coding region runs from base 1 to 1170 and encodes 389 amino acids. The transcript has 2 exons. Lineage: Eukaryota; Fungi; Basidiomycota; Ustilaginomycetes; Ustilaginales; Ustilaginaceae. Gene Ontology annotation, cellular component: RNA polymerase I upstream activating factor complex; nucleus.
AUGGUGGAGGAGAGACCCGAAUACGGUCGGACUAGUCGAAAUCUCGUGCCCCGUCUAACCUCCGUAAUCAUGUCUCAGCCUACUCCUCUCGAUCCGGCCAUCGUCGCCGUCCUUCGUCCCGCCAUCAUCCAGAUCCUCAACAACGCUGACCUCAGCUCCAUCUCCGCCAAGAAGGUUCGCGCACAGCUUGCUCAGCUUCCACCACACGCGCUUCCACCAUCCCUCGACCUUUCCGCAAGCAAGAAGCAGGUCGACGAGGUCAUCCGCGACUGCUUCGAUCACAUCUCAAAGGGCAUGCCUGCCCCACCUCAAGCUCAGCACUCGUACAACGGCGCCUCCUCCGUACCACCCUCCGGUGGUCUCGCCCUUCCCGGUAUGGGCGGCGUAAGAGGCGGUCACACAACUGCUCCCACAAGUACCUCCUCCACUACCUCCAAAUCCGCUCCUCCCAAGCCUGCCGCCGCCAAACCCGCUCCAUCCUCCAACGGCAGCUCCAAGCCAAAGGCAGAGCCCAAGCCCAAGAAGAAGGCCACAAAGAAGCGUGCCGUCGCCGACGAUGACGACGAUGACGAGCCCCGCAAGAAGAGGGUCGUCAACCCUAAUAACCCUUUCAACAGGCCGCUCAUCCUUUCACCCAAACUCGCCGACGUCUGCGGUGGCGACGAGAUGCCACGCCACGCCGUGGUCAAGCAGCUAUGGGUGUACAUCAAGUCAAAUAACCUUCAAAACGAGAGCAACAAGCGUCAGGUAGGUUCCUUCACCAGCUUCUGCCGCUCUCACGUACGAAACGCUGCUGACAUUUCCGCUCCUUCCGCGUCGCUGAUCCUCCCGCAUUUGUCAGAUUCUGUGCGAUGCGAAGCUCACCUCAAUCUUCGGCAAGGAAUCCGUAGAGUGAGUGCGACCAAAUUUCCACCCUGCUGCGCUUUCCGCACCUGUACUAACGCCUCGACUCUUCUUGCUCCUCUCUCGGCAUUCCUAUUGCAGCUCCUUCGAGAUGGCAAAGCUGAUCGGUUCGCACCUCACCAAAAAGGAUAUUCCAAAGGAAGACGCAUGACCGCAUCAUGUGAACCUUUCUUUCUCCGCAGACGGCCCGUACCGGACGAGCCCGUGUCUCAUGCUCUUUCGCCGAAUCGUCCGCAGCAAAUGCAGAUCCGAUAUACUGCAGCUUGA